Molecule: messenger RNA, 7132 nt
Organism: Girardinichthys multiradiatus
Lineage: Eukaryota; Metazoa; Chordata; Actinopteri; Cyprinodontiformes; Goodeidae
Gene: pparab
Product: peroxisome proliferator-activated receptor alpha b
Exons: 7
Coding region: 279-1688 (469 amino acids)
Biological process (GO): regulation of lipid metabolic process; cell differentiation; negative regulation of inflammatory response
Cellular component (GO): nucleus
Molecular function (GO): nuclear receptor activity; zinc ion binding; RNA polymerase II cis-regulatory region sequence-specific DNA binding
Source: RefSeq, a predicted model, not a curated record
GGCGCACCAUGUCUCGGCUGCGCGUGGAUGUGUUAGGGGGUCUUUGACAGGCGCAGCAGCAGCGGCGGCACAGCGGGGAGAAAACGUGGACGUGAUCGGCGUCAGGGACAGUGACCGCCGCCCCCCUCCUCCGCCUCUUCUUCCUCUUCUUCUUCUUUCUCCUUUCAGUGACCCCGCGUCAAGCAGCGAGAUUUUACCAGGGAGAUGGCUGCUUUCGAUCGGGGUAUCCGCUCUAAGUCUCAUGUGUGACGGUGCCAACAGUACGCUCCUCCAUCACAAUGGUCGACGUGGAGAGCCACUACCACCCCCCGUCUCCUCUGGAGAACUCGGUGCUAGAUGACCCCUUGUGUGGUGAUGAUGAUUUUAUGGGCAGCAUGGAGGUGCUUCAGAACAUCCCCACAUCCAUUGACGAGGAUGCCCUCAGCUCUCUCGACGUCCCAGAAUACCAGUCCUCUCACAAUGGAUCUGAAGGCUCCAGUAUUCUAGAUGCUUUGACACCGGCGUCAAGCCCAUGCUCUGUUAUAUACGGGAUGGCGCCAACCCAGGAGGAGCUCUUAUCUUCCUCCUCAUCCCUCAGUCUGGAGUGUCGUGUGUGUUCUGACCGAGCCUCGGGAUACCACUACGGAGUCCACGCCUGUGAGGGCUGCAAGGGUUUCUUUCGGCGGACCAUCCGUCUGAAGCUGGAAUACGACAAGUGUGACCGCCGCUGCAAAAUCCAAAAAAAGAACCGUAACAAGUGCCAAUACUGCCGCUUCCAGAAGUGCCUGGCCGUGGGCAUGUCCCACAAUGCCAUCCGGUUCGGUAGGAUGCCCCAGUCCGAGAAGCUAAAACUGAAGGCAGAGAUGGUGACGGGGGAAAGGGAGGUGGUGAACCCCGAGCUCGCUGACCAGAAGACCCUGGCCAGGCAGAUAUACGAGGCCUACCUGAAGAACUUCAACAUGAACAAGGCCAAGGCUCGGACCAUACUCUCAGGAAAGACCAGCACCCCUCCAUUCGUGAUUCAUGACAUGGAGACGCUCCAGCUGGCAGAGCAGACGCUGGUGGCCAAGAUGGUCGGCUCGGCGGGAGCCCUCAAGGAAAGGGAGGCAGAGGUUCGGCUUUUCCACUGCUGCCAGUGCACGUCUGUGGAAACUGUCACAGAGCUCACGGAGUUCGCAAAGUCCGUGCCGGGCUUCUCGAGCCUGGACCUGAACGAUCAGGUGACUCUUCUGAAAUACGGCGUGUACGAGGCGCUCUUCGCCAUGCUGGCCUCCAGCAUGAACAAGGACGGGCUUCUCGUGGCCUACGGCUCCGGCUUCAUCACCCGGGAGUUCCUCAAGAGCCUGCGGCGGCCGUUCAGCGACAUGAUGGAGCCAAAGUUCCAGUUUGCCAUGAAGUUCAACGCACUGGAACUGGACGACAGUGACCUGGCUCUGUUUGUUGCUGCUAUCAUCUGCUGUGGAGACCGACCUGGCCUGGUGAAUGUGGCACACAUUGAGGUGAUGCAGGAGAGCAUUGUGCACGUCCUCCAGCUCCACCUGCUGGGCAAUCACCCUGACGACACUUUUCUGUUCCCCAAGCUGCUUCAGAAACUUGCUGACCUCCGGCAGCUUGUCACUGAGCACGCACAGCUGGUGCAGCAGAUCAAAAAGACAGAGGACACGUCCCUGCACCCACUCCUACAGGAGAUCUACAGAGACAUGUACUGAGGACUGCAAUAACCAGCUGAUGAACAUAAACAAACCAUUCAAGACAUGGAGUUCUCCGUACGCUUGGGUUGAAACACUCAAGCAGUGUGGCAGAAUUUGCUUUGGCUUCUAGUCUGUUUGGAAGGAUUUGUCUCUGGCCGAUGGUUACUUUGGUUUGUCAGGGUACUCACCAUUCCAUUGCUUGGACCUUCUGAGACAGAAAGAAAGAUCAGAUGUGACAUCCGUUCGUCUGAUUAAGCUACCUUGUAGAUAACUAUGUAGCAUUUCUGACCAAACUCAGCUGUUAACCUUUAGUAAGCCCUGAAAAGAAGGAACAAACAAGACCUUAAUGAUUGCCACUCCAGUUGUGUGUUUGAAAAGAGAUAAUUAUACUGAAGUGAAACAGCCAUAUAAUGUUAGCAUCAAUGAAACAACCUCAACCUGGCAGUGACAAAAGAAGCUAUGCAGGUUUAGAACAAGUGAAGCCUCUGCUAAAUUUGCAGCAUGAUCUUCUUCAUACAACCAGACACAUCUGAGGAGUCACCAAACCUGUGAACACAAUCACAAGCUAAAUUGUGAUUAGCAAUAUAGUACCUUUCUAAAGAUUAAAAUACCCCAAGGCUCUGACUUGGUUUGAAAUUGCAUCUUUUUGCACAUCCGAAGCACAAACUCAUCUAUGACAUGUUCACACUGAAUGUCUGAGCCUUUUUACGCCCUUUUUCUAACAAAACACAUGCUCAGAUGUUUGACACUCCAUUAUGUGUUGUGUCCUCAUGUUUUAUGGUCUGACUCCAACAUGAGCCGCACUAGAAUCACAACAGAGUUUGUGUUACUGACAUUAACUCAUCUACAGCUUUUUUUCAUCGGUGUUCACACAGAAAAAUACAGUGGUUUAGCCUUAUUCAAUUCAAUUCAAAAAUAUUUUAUUAAUCCCAAAGGAAAAUUAAAUGUUGUUGUAGCUCAUUAUGAGGGUACAUACUGUUUAUACAUACUGUUCAGCAAUACUUAGGUUUUUAUGCUUAAAAAUUGUUGAGUCAAAAAUAUUUCUUUAUCUUCAUGUAGCUUUUGUACAUGUACCCAGUCAGUUUAUCUGGAAGGUUAUAUUUGUUUAGAUAAUUGUUUAGAUAGAGAUGCACCAAUCAGCGAUUUGCAGCCGAUUUGCAAACCCUGCCAAUAAAGAUUGUCUCAUCGUCAACAGUUUAUUUGCACAGAAGAGAUGACAUAACAACACUUUUACUAUUAUUUUUAAAGAAAGACAAAAUAUUGACGAAGUUGAAAUUUUAACCUGCUUUUAAAAUCUCCUUUUAGCUAUUAGCAUGGUUAGCAUUAACUAUGAACAGCGGCCUUUCUGUUGAAUUCCUAUAAAAUGUAGAUCAUUACCUUAUCUCAGAUUUCCAAAAGGCUGCCAACUUUUUCCAAUCCAAUGUUCCAUAACAGAGCAACUUGGCUGUAGUACGACCAGGCUUCCCGUUAUCUGCCCAAAGUCUCACUCUCUGUCAAUGUCUGAAUGAACGAUAUGUCAUAGAAAGUUUAUUUUAACAGCUUCUCACAUGUUUAUUGUUUUCUUUGACUUUAUUUAAACUACUCACUGACACUGAAAGUAGUUGAGUUUUAGUUAUCUUACCUCAGCAACAACUUCCACAAGGAAGUGUCGUUAGCUCGUCUUGGUUGCGCUUAUGUGUGAUGUGUUUACUGUUGAGAAAAAUAAUUUCUGACCAGCCAGUUCAUGGUCAGUGGUGGCUAAGUCAAAAAUCAUCCAAUUCCAGUCAUAACCCAAUCUCUCAAUGCAUCUGUACUUUGUCCUGACAUAAAAAGCCAGCUCCUGCAUUUUGCUGUCGUCCCACUCUUUGUAUAAGAAGAACAUGCUAGCUUAGACACCUAAAGAAAGUGAAAUAUCUAUAAAGAGUAAAAUAUAUCAGUUCGGACAAGAUUUUACAUCUAGAUUUUGUUGGACAAAAAUAUUUUUUUGAAAAAAUCUUCCUUUAAAGUGCAUUUGGACUAACAACUUUGACUGAGAAACAUCCAACAAUGAGACCAGCUUCUCUUCAGUCAUAUAAGAAGAAUUCUUCCACCGCUUGGUUUAUGGAAACCAACUAUUUACAAUAAAAGUUCAACUUCAAUCCUUUUUUUUAGAACUUUUCUUUAACUUUUCAACCUAAAUGCAGCUCCGCUACAGUUUGUAACUAUUUUGGUGCUCUAAAACCACAUUAAUUGGAUUCAUCUUGUGGAAACAAGGAAUCCUUGUUUUUUCACAGUGUUUGCAGUCCUGACGUCACGUGGUGUAAAUGGGAUGUUUGUACAAAGUUAACCGCAUUAGCAUUUACCCCCACUAAAAGCUAAAUCUCCAGGUGUAAACAAGACACAUAUGGUAAUGGACUUUACAUAUCCCUAAUUUUUGCUAAAGAUUUUUACAUUUAAAAGUAAACAAGGGUGUGUACUGCUUGUUCUUGUUGCUUUAAUGUUUGUGUUUCACUUGAAUUAGAUCAUAUUUUUAUACUAAAAAAAACGAUUUUGAAAUGUAAAUAGAAUAUAGGUGUAUCAGGAUGACUGGUGAUCGCAAUAUCCCCAAAUCUGAACCCUUCUAGGGACAUUCCUUUGGUUAAAACCAUCGAAACUGUUGCUUCCAACUGUGCAUCAUUUAGCAUCUGAAUUUAAUCCUUUUGAUCUGAAUUGUGGACAGCUUUGGGCUGUGCAGAGCUGUUUGGGCUCACCUUUUGUGAUUGAUAAAAACUUGACUUCAUCAUAUCUGUGUAUAGUUUAAUGAUAAGAUAUCUUGUGAGUGUUUAGCUACUGCAUAGUACAGAUCAUACAUUCAAAUAGUGUGUCUUUUGAUACCAUCUUCUCAGGUUGCACAUCAGAAUACAAAUAGAGGUAAUAUAUGCACAGAGAUUUAUCAAUAUCAAAUGCUCCUUAGCUGCCUCGACUGCAAAAUGUGCUUUUCUUUUUAAUUAUUUUUGACAGAUUGCAUCUGUGUUUGCUAUCAGAGAAUCUAAAUGCACUCAUAUUUAACCAUGAAAUGAUAUGCUAUCAGAGUAUAGAUGAUGCAGUAAUGUAACUUUAGAACAGAUUGAUUUCUAAUCCGGUUUCUGUCUGACUUUUCUCUCCAGACUUGCUGCUAUAUUGUACUAACUCAAACAUGUGCUCUGCCAUGGAUAGAUUACCAACCUCCAAGCUGCCUCUAACUUACUUAUUUACAGUUAAAACCAGAUAUUUGCGUAAACUGUAUAAAAACUCCUAUCUUCUUUCUCUCAUUUUGUGACAUUUCAUCAGACGAAACUUUCCUGUUUUAGGUCAGUUAGGAUUAACCAAAAUUAUUACUGUUCACAAAAUACCAGAAUAAUUGGGGAAAUGUUUUUUAGUAUUAAAAUGUACAUACAUUUCCUUAGAAUUUGCUAAAAUUGCCCUUUAAACUGUAUGACUUGGGUCAAAUGUUUUUGUUAUCCUUUCACAAGCUUCUCAUGAAAGUUUGAUAGAAUAUUAGACCAUUGUUCCUGACAGAAAUGAUGUAACUAGGCCAGGUUUGUAGGUCACCUUUCUCAACCUCAUGUUUUCAGCUCUACAGGUUUCUAUGAGACUGAGGUCAGUGUUUUGUGAUGGUUACUCGAAAACAUUGACUUAAUUCUCCUUAAGUAACUUUUUUUAUUAUUAAUUUUUCAGGUAUGCUGAGAGGGUUAUUGUCCAUCUGAAAGACCCAAUUGUGCCUGGCUGAUGUCUUUAAAUUUUACUUCAGGAUCUCCACAUAAUGAUCUUUUGUCAUGAUACCAUCUAUUCUGUGAAGAGCACCAGUCCCUCCUGCAGCAAGCACCCUUACAAAAUGGUGUUGCCAACCCCAUGCUUCACAGUUGUGAUGGUGACCUUAGGCUUGCAAGCGUACCCUCUUUUCAUCGAAAUGUAACAAUGGUCUUUAUGCACUUCAAUUUUAGUUCAAUCAGAUCUCAGGAUGUGUCUCCAAAAAUUGAGAUCUCUGUCCCUGAGUGCAUCUAAAAACUAUAAUCUGUCUUCCUCUCUGAGUGACCUUUCAGCCCUUGUUGGUACAGGAUUUGUUUGACUGUGGAUAAUGACACUCUCUUACCAGCUUCAGCCAGCAUCUUCAUUAGGUCUUUUGUUUGACCUAUUGGUUGAUGUACACAUUUGGCACCCAAACACUUUAUUCGUGUACUUCCUUCGCAAUAUGAUGGCUGGACAUUCCCAUGCUUUUUAUAUUUGCAUAUAAUUAUUUAAAAAGACGAAUGUGGCAUCUACAGGCAUUUGGAGAUUCUGCCCAAAGGUGAACCAGACAUGGCGUUCAAAAUCGUUUACCUGAUAUCUUGGCUUAUUUCUUUUGAACAUUUGAUUAUGCCACACAAGGAAAAGGUGUGUUUGAGGUGUUGCCUUAAAAUAUGUCAACAGGUAGAGCUUAAUUUAAGUAUUGUAAAUUAACCUAUCAGAAGCUUGCAAAGCCACAGUGUCCUCAUCUGGGCUUUUCCUGAUUGUUUCAAGACAAAGGCAACAAUUUGAAUUUAAAGAAUGAAAUACCAUACUCCUUAAAAAUAUCUUACUCAUUCUGGCAUUUAUCAAAGGAAAUUGAAUUAGGUAUUCCUAAUUUAGGAUUACCUAAUUACUUAUUUUGCCUGAUUUAAUGUCAGACUGUUUGUAAAUAUCUGGCUUCAACUGUAUAUCUUGUCACAGAUUGCAAAGAAUUCACUGAAUGCAGCUCAGUUUUCACCUUGCAGACUCCAGAUAUGCUUGGCAACUAACCCAACAACAAUAUGUGCCUUAGUGGGUGUUCGCGCACCCGACUGGAACAUUUCAAACCAUUGGCUUGUUCAUGACUCAAUGGGAUCCCAUAGGUGGUACAUGAUGUGACUAUCAGAUUUUGGAUCAGAUAUCUGUUGUCAGUCAAGGAAAAUGAAAGAUUUGCUUAAAAGCUUUUUUAAAAGCUAAACUGAAAAUGAAUGAAACAUUACAAAAAAGCUCAAGAGGUAAAGCUGGUUUACUCUAAGGGGCGUUUUGUUUGAUGUAGAAAUGACAAGGGACUUUUUAACUUGUAUCAGGGAUUCUUAGUCUUCCUUUGUUGAACUAGCUCAGGAUAUAGAAAGGUAGUUUCUUUGUCCCUGUUUUUUCUAUUCAAGCUAAUACAAUAUGUUUAAUGUGCUCUGCCUUAGAGCACAUAAACAUAAGCAACAAUACAGAAAAAAAGUUAUACUUGCUUUUCUUUUCCAGUACUGACAGACUAUUGUCCAAGGGCAGCAGUCAUAGGAAUUAGGUUUUUUUUUUGUCUCUUCUUUUUUGACCUUUAAGUUGUUUAUUUCGGCAGUUCUAGUCUACUUCAGAGACUUAAAGUGUCUUUGGAUGUGUUGUCUGUGUGUUUUGUGGCUUGGAUAAUAAUACUGUAAAUGUUUGACUGUACUGUAUAUUUAGUCAUUUAAGCAGAAAGGCAAAUUGACAUUGAAUGGAUUUAAAAAUAAAAUGAUUUUGAAAUCCUC